Molecule: messenger RNA, 1341 nt
Organism: Cuscuta europaea
Lineage: Eukaryota; Viridiplantae; Streptophyta; Magnoliopsida; Solanales; Convolvulaceae
Source: the annotation of a GenBank genome assembly
GUAAAUAAGAGGCUGCAAGGGUGCAUGGUUGCUAAAUUGGGUCUUCUUGGCCCAUUCAAAUGGAGGAUUGGCGAUCAAAUCCCGUCGGAACUUAUGGGAUCUAUUCAGUUGGACAUCGCGGGGAUGCCCUAUGUAUGCAAUUAGUCUGUGUAAAAUUCUUAAACGGGGACAUUUACGCUUCACUUUAUCAUAAUGGGUUUAUUUUCUUUAACGUUUUUGGGGUAAGGCUUUAUGUCCCCCCAUUUGCUUUAAGAGUAUCAUAAUGGGGACAUUUCUUUAACGUUUUUGGGGAACAUUUUCUUUGAUGUUCUUUAAUAAAACCUGGUAAAAUGUUCCCUGACAUUUACCCCACUGAUUUUGGUGGUUUGCUUACCGGGUAUAUAUAUAUAUAUAUAAAUAUAUAUAUAAAUAGAGAGAGAGAGAGAGAGAGAAAAGAUCCCAUGAGAAGUGUCAUUUAGGUUGAAAAGUGAGAAGCAUUCCGGACCAUACAAUCAACCCAUUUCAGUCGUACGAUGCUUUCCGCUCAACACAAUUAUUUCAUUAAUGGCAUAUUUGUAAUUUUCAUGAAGUAUAUACGUUUUUUGCUAAAGCCAGUUUCUGUUUCCGUCUCUCCCUCGAACUUCAAUUCUCUCCCUCGAACUUCAAUUCGAUGGCUAUGCCAUUUCAUUCAAGUUUAUGACCUAUACCUUGUAGUUAUUUCCAGCGCCGUACAAGAGGAAAGAGCAAGUUUUGUUGACGACGACUUCCCAUCGAAGACAUAUCGAAGUAUAAUGGAUCAAGUUGAUGAUGUUGAUGUUGUUGAUGUGAACUCAACUGUGAACUCAACUCCAUUCUUGAGCACUUCCUUUUCUUCUAAACAAUGGAUUCCAGCUUGCCCUCCUGAUUGUAAACCUGAUGUUGGACAGGUAUGGAGCAAAGUGAGAGCAUGGAUUGGGAUGCCUAGGCAGAUGACCACCCUGGAUAGCUCGGUGAAGUGGAUCAAGAAGGACCAUGCGGGUGCUGGAGUCAAAGCCAAAGCUGCCCGGAUUGCAUUUAUCUACACCAUAUACUGGAUAUGGAGGGUGCGGAAUGCAACCAGAUUUGAUGAUGCCAAAGCUCAUGAGGAGGAAGUUUUUGCUAGGAUCCAAUACAUGGUGUAUAAGAUCCUUUUUAGUAUCUACCCUCAUGAACUUAUUAUGUUUUGAAUUAUAAUGUGUAGUACGGCUCCUUGCCCCUUUUUGUCUGAUUUGGGAUUGAUAGUAUAGCCCACAGGUCUUGGCAUAUCCCUCGUUGGGAUAGCCCCAUUUUUGCUCCCCCUUUUUUGUGGAUGUACUUGUACAUAAACUCUUUGGAUAAUAUAUA